Plasmodium vivax (malaria parasite P. vivax) is the source of this 3175-nucleotide messenger RNA. RefSeq lists its product as hypothetical. The record is from RefSeq and is a predicted model, not a curated record. Gene Ontology annotation, cellular component: COG complex; membrane. The transcript is spliced from 6 exons. Lineage: Eukaryota; Apicomplexa; Aconoidasida; Haemosporida; Plasmodiidae. Gene Ontology annotation, biological process: Golgi organization; protein transport; intra-Golgi vesicle-mediated transport. The coding region runs from base 257 to 3175 and encodes 972 amino acids.
AAGCAAAGUAAAAAAAAGAAAAAAAAGCAAAAAAAACUAAAAUGAAGAAAUAGCGAAGUGGUGACGCGGCGAAGCGACCGAAUGGUGGGAACCCAACCCGGGCACUUACACAAAUGUAGCGCCUGCUGGGAGAACCCCCCCUGUCAGCACACGCGGAAAUACGUAGCUCUCCGUGUGCUUCUGUUUGAGCCGAUCUAGUCAGGGGAGUGGGGGACGCGCGUAUGCUUCCCCCCCCAGAGGGACACUGAUUCACACGAUGCAGCGCAAGAGAGACGAAAGUUCCAGCGGAGGAACAAACGAACAACUGAGCAGCGAAGACGUUGCCAAGAUAAUCAACGACUCAAUGGCCUACGUAGUGGAGGCCGCCAAUAACAAAUCCCUAACAGAAGUAAAAAACAACCUCGAAUAUGUAAAAAAUAUAAUUCACAAUGACAUCAUCAAAAUUUUAAAUAAAAACGCGGAGGAGUUUAUGUACCUCCCGUCCAACUUAAAUCUGAUGGAAAAAAUGAUGCCCCCCUUAAGGAAAGAAGUGCAAAUGUCCCAGACGUUUGUUCAAAUCCUUCUGAGGGAAGUUCUUCAUAUUCAUAAAAAUAAUUAUAAACUGUUGGAAGAUAAAAUGAACAUGUCCUUUUUAAAAAACGUGUUGAAGAACAACGUAAACGUGGAACAGCUAUUGAGUAAAUUACAAAAAAAAAAAAAAAUGUUAAAUGAAAAUAAAGAGUUCUUAUGGCUAGUCAGUAUGUACGACGAUUUGCACACAGAGGACUUCAACUUGGAGAGAGCAAACCAGUUGCUCAUCGAACAUCUUAACGUCAAUAACUUUAAUUUUUUCUUUCACGUCAUCGAAAGAAUUGUUAUUAUAGCGAAAGCGACGUGGGAGAUAAAGGCCAUGCUAUAUAAUAAUUAUAAAAGUAUUUGCAAAAUAGCUAGCUCAUUACCUGCUUGGAAUAACCUGCUCGAAAAAUAUGGGCGCGCAUCGGAGUGUAGCCAAGAGGUUAUUCGUUCUGCUAAGAAUAACUCCAUUAAACAGAUGAACGAAUGUUUAAGAGGGAUUAUAAAUGAGAUGGGCUCGCACCUGCAUCGGCUGUCUUAUGUAUUCCUCAGGGUGUUGAAGGACGCUUUCCCUGUGCGCUGCGGGAGCGACGCUAGCGGCAACUUCAUCCUGCAGCAGUGCCUGCGUGGAGUUGUGACUGCCUCCUACCUGCUCAACCGGAUGGACGCCUUCACCGAUUUGUUUCGCGAGAUCUUUGUGGACAGCCUGGCACACCUCCCCUUCGAGUCCUACGACGCCUUCCUCGCACACGCGAGGCGCCACCUGCUGGAAGAUGAACUCGUCGCGCAGAUAAACAGACGCGUGGACGAAGUGGACCCCGGCGCGCUGUUCUGCGCCAGGGGAAUCGUGCAGAGCCUACUGCAAAUCAUCAAGACGAAGUUCCAGGAAAUUUUCCUCCUCACCUACUGCGACAACUUCAUCGAGAACUACACCAAAACAGCUAGCUUUCUGAACGAAAUAAAAAAAAAAAAAAAAAAAAAAAAGUAUGAACAGUUCAUAAUUUCUGAACAGGUUCAUAAUUUUUUAAAAAAUUUCGAAAGGGAAGCAUACGCACAGUACAUCCUCAAUGUGCUGGAAAAUAAGAUAAACGAAAAUUGCAAAAAUGUCAUCCUCUUUGAUAAAAAAUAUAUAUUUGAUGACAAGUUUUAUUGGCUAAAGGAAACCAUCAAUUUGAUUAAAAUUUUCAAAAUUUUGUUCACCAGCAAGUAUUACAUUCCAAGUUCGCUUCCGAAUUAUCUGGCCUUCAUUUUUAAGCACUUUAAAAAUUACAUAGACAAUGUGGAAGCCUUUUUGCUCUUCCUGCGAGAGAAUCGGAACGCCAAAAUUUUUGGCACCGACAGGAUGCGAUUCAAUUGGAGCCCCACGCUCAGCUACAACAGCGUGGGGUUCGUCCUCUCCGACUUGAUGUCCCUACGGAGGAUAUUUCAAGUGGGCAGAGGCGCGCGCGCGCUUUUGAGAAGGGGCAAGCUGGGAGGGGGCGCGCGGGUAGAAGUGAAAGCAGAUGGAGCGGCGGGAGAGGGGACCCACUGUGCGCUUCCCAAAGGGGAGAACAGCACCAUGGGUGAUGUCCCCACGUGGAUGUUCACAAAAAUGCUAUCUGACUGCGAAGGUGUGUAUUAUGAUGGGGAGGACAGCGAUGGGGAGAGCGGUGAGGAGAGCGGUGAGGACAACUCCCCUGGGGAGAUCGACCGCGCGUCCUCUUCCUCCUCCUCCUCCCCCAGCUGCGGUGAAAGCGUCAAGGAAGUCGUCAUGCAGGAGAUGGGAAUCCCCUUUGGGAAGUGGCACUACUGGCUCAGCGACGAAAGUGGGUUGUCUCCCCCCCCCGGGGAUACGGAGGUGACCACCCAGAUGAAGAACAAAGCGACCCAUGAGCAGUGUUCUGAUGUUGUUCAGGCGAAUGAGCAGAAGGUUGAUGGAAUCCCGCAUGGGGAAGGCCACAUUUCUCGCAACUACACCCAUGUGGGGGAUACUACCAGUGGAGGGGAGGUCAAAAUGAAAAGCGAUAGUUCCACCGAGCUGCACGAACUGGGGGGAGAAAACAGAAACGUCCUGAAGGAGAAGAAAAAACAAAUGAAGAUCCAUUUACAAAUGUGCAAAAAAAAAAAAAAAAAUAAAAUAAAAAACGAUGUAAACUGCAUAGUAGGGUUCCUUAGGACCCUCUCUGAGAUUGUCCUAAACACGGAGGAGGCGUUUCAGAAUUUUUUCGUCGACAAGAUGUUCCAUAUAUGUUCCAGCUUUUUGGUUUAUUUGCACUCCCUCCUGGCCAUCUACAAAAUGACCAACAAACGGACCCCUGAGAAGCCUAGCGAGCAGGUGGAGAAGGUCCUCCUCCCCCUCAUUUCUUUUAAAACGUUUUACGAAGAUAUUAUCGCGCAGGCCAUUAUCGAGGACAUCAUAUUAAGAAUCGUCGAUCGGAUAAACGACUACUACCUUCAAGAGAUAAAGAACCUCACCGAUGUCAAAAUUGACGAGCAGAACAAGCGCAUCAUGAAGCUGAACCUGGGGGACCCCCUAAAGGACGUUUGCCACUACGCCAAAAUGUGCGAGGAGAACUUCAAAAUAAAGGCAGAGACGAGCGCAAGCAUGAACGCGUUAGUAACCCACUUGUCAGUUAAGGAGUAG